This is a messenger RNA of Solanum dulcamara, 1470 nucleotides long. RefSeq names its product fructose-bisphosphate aldolase 6, cytosolic-like. Gene Ontology annotation, cellular component: cytosol. Bases 123 to 1199 code for a protein of 358 amino acids. NCBI's taxonomy places the organism in Eukaryota, Viridiplantae, Streptophyta, Magnoliopsida, Solanales, Solanaceae. The transcript has 3 exons. Gene Ontology annotation, biological process: glycolytic process; fructose 1,6-bisphosphate metabolic process. The record is from RefSeq and is a predicted model, not a curated record. Gene Ontology annotation, molecular function: fructose-bisphosphate aldolase activity.
CGUUAAUACCGAUGUUCAUACUAUUUUAAACCUAAUUUUUUCCCCAAAUCUUCCAUUGUCUUCAUCUCUGGAAAACUUCUCUCCUCUUUUCUUCUACACUCUUCGUCGUCCAAGCAAUAACAAUGUCGUGCUACAAGGGAAAAUACGCCGAUGAGCUGAUAAAGAAUGCUGCAUACAUAGCUACCCCUGGUAAGGGUAUCCUUGCUGCUGACGAGUCUACUGGCACAAUUGGCAAGCGUCUAUCUAGCAUUAAUGUUGAGAAUGUCGAGUCAAACAGGAGGGCCCUCCGGGAGCUGCUCUUCUGCGCACCUGGUGCUCUUCAGUACCUUAGUGGAAUUAUCUUGUUUGAGGAAACCCUUUAUCAGAAGACUGCAGCUGGCAAGCCUUUUGUUGAUGUCAUGAAGGAGGGUGGAGUCCUCCCUGGAAUUAAAGUUGACAAGGGUACCGUAGAGCUUCCCGGAACCAAUGGUGAGACAACUACCCAGGGUCUUGAUGGCCUUGCAGAGCGCUGCCAAAAGUAUUAUGCUGCUGGUGCUAGGUUUGCCAAAUGGCGUGCAGUGCUCAAGAUUGGUGCCAAUGAGCCAUCUCAGCUCGCUAUCAAUGACAAUGCCAAUGGCCUUGCCAGAUAUGCCAUCAUCUGCCAGCAGAACGGUCUUGUCCCCAUUGUUGAGCCUGAGAUCCUUGUUGAUGGAUCCCAUGACAUUAACAAGUGUGCUGAUGUCACGGAGCGUGUUCUUGCUGCUUGCUACAAGGCUCUCAAUGACCACCAUGUCCUCCUCGAGGGUACAUUGUUGAAGCCCAACAUGGUCACUCCUGGAUCUGAUGCCCCUAAAGUUGCACCAGAGAUGAUUGCAGAGUACACUGUACGUGCCUUGCAGCGAACAAUGCCAGCUGCUGUUCCUGCUGUGGUCUUCUUGUCUGGUGGUCAGAGUGAGGAAGAGGCCACCCGCAACCUCAACGCCAUGAACAAGCUACAGACCAAGAAGCCCUGGACCCUCUCAUUCUCCUUCGGACGUGCUCUCCAGCAGAGUACCCUCAAGGCCUGGUCAGGAAAGGAGGAGAAUAUUGAGAAAGCCCAAGCUGCACUCCUCACAAGGUGCAAGGCCAACUCUGAGGCUACCCUCGGAAAGUAUGUUGGUAGUUCCAACUUGAGCGAGGGUGCUUCCGAGAGCCUUCACGUCAAGGACUACAAGUAUUAGGACAAUAUUCGUUUUCUGUCCUUGUUUUGGUUUCUAUUUUGAUGAUGAGGUUUUGCAGGAUGGUUUAGUCGAAGUGUCUUUUACCGGUCAUAGUGUGCUAGUCUUUUCUUUUUGUCCCAUUUCUCCAUUGGAGGUAUGUCACAAGAUUUGUUCAAUAAAAGCUUGAGAAACGUCGGGUUUGUGACAUUGUAGGGGUCAUCCUUUAGUGUGUUAAUGUUAUCGGAUUUAUGCCCUGUUGAUGGGGUUUUACAUAUUAAACUUUGGUUUUGCA